Messenger RNA from Trifolium pratense (red clover), 1268 nucleotides. RefSeq lists its product as uncharacterized. The transcript has a single exon. Lineage: Eukaryota; Viridiplantae; Streptophyta; Magnoliopsida; Fabales; Fabaceae. The record is from RefSeq and is a predicted model, not a curated record. Bases 317 to 922 code for a protein of 201 amino acids.
CAUGCACUACAACUUACAAGGUAUGGCCCAUACCCAUAAACGAUACCUUCAUAGACAAAUAGGCAAUCUUAGUUUAUAGAAUCAUAAUAACAAAGAAAGGAUUUGAUACCUUUUGUGUCGGGUAGUAAUCAUCCAUCUUAACAAAAAGAAACCCUCAAGAAACCUCCUCAUAUAUUCAUAAUCACCUCUCUUCCUCUCCAUUCAAAUCCUUAUAAGUUAUAAUUAACCCUUCACCACCAUCUCAAAUUAAACCUAUAGCUAGCACAAUAUAUAUUACAUUUAUAUAGUUCCAUCAUAAUAUAAUUGAUUCAACAAAAUGGGUAAUUGUGUAUUCAAAGGCUUUCAUCAUGGAGAUUUUGAAGACACAAUGGUAAGAAUUUUAACAUCAAAUGGAGGCAUUAUGGAAUUUUACUCUUCCAUAACGGUGGAAUGCAUAACAAACGAGUUCCCUCACCAUGGGAUUUUCAAAAACAACUGCAACACACUCUCUAAACCACUCUCGAAAAACGAGGAACUUCAAGGUGGGGAAGUUUACUAUCUUCUCCCUCUCAAAAACAUGACCAACAAACAAUUUAGUGAAACAUUCGAAACGUUAACUCCGUAUCGAAUGUCCACGUGUGAGAAGAAUAGCAGCAGGAGCAACAACAACAAUAAUAUGUGGUCGGAACAUGAAGUGUUUUCGAGAUACAAUAGUAUUGGAGUAUGGAAGGUGAAAUUAGUGAUUAGUCCGGAGAAAUUGUCGGAAAUUUUGUCGCAAGAAUCGAGGACAGAGGCAUUGAUUGAGAGCGUAAGGACGGUGGCUAAGUGCGGUAAUGGGGUGCCAUCUUCCGUGGCAAACUCCGAUAAGUGGAGUUUGUCUAGUAGUUUUAAAGGUUCUACGUUAUUAGACAAUUUUAAUUUAGAAUCUUCAAGUUCAAAUUAGUUGAUUACGGGUUUACCAACAACAAACAAUCAAUUGCAUCCUUGCUCGUCAAAAUAAAAUAUUUGCCGCAUUUGCUAAACAUGCAAAUAUAGAUUUGGACAUGAUGGAUAUUUAGAUGAAGAUGAUCCUUCUGUUGGUAAUGGAACUCGUGGAAGUAAUGCAAAUGAUGGUACAAAUGUCGAUGAGUAAUAUUAAUGACUUUGGAAUGUAUAACUUAAAUUAUGGAGUUUGAUAUUUUGUAGGCAAUUAGUUAUUAGAACUUUAGUUUUUUGGAUCUAGUGAUAAAAAUUUGGUAUUUUGUUGUUAUUUGGAGAUACUUAUAUGCUAUUGUUUACGAUGGAUCAAA